AAAUGUAUUGCUUUAAAUCUAUCAUAAUUGUUUUGAGCUUCUAUAUUCAUACAACUAUAUCAAUUUCAUUAAAUGGAAAAUGGAAAGGUUUCAUAUUACCAACAGGCUCUUCUUUCUCUGCUGAUGUGCCUGGUGGUAUUUACAGUGAUUUGGAAAAUGCUGGAAUAAUUAAAAAAAAUUUAGUAGGCUUUAAUGAUGUCAAUAAUCGAUGGGUGGCAAACAAAUCCAUUGCUUAUGUCACUGACAUUACAGUCAACAACAGCUUGCUUACCACACCACACAUAAUAUUAGUUUUUCAUGGAUUAGAUACAUUUGCAACAAUAUACAUAAAUAAUCAUAUUAUUGGUAAAGCACAAAAUAUGUACUUACAAUACAAUUUUGAAAUAAAAAAAUACCUAAAGAUAGGUAAAAAUGAAUUAAAAGUGAUAUUUGAUUCUCCGAUAAAAGUUGCUGAUAAAUUAUACACUAUUCAAAGUGUAAACUAUGUUAUACCACCUACUUGUGUGCCAAAAGAAUACAAUGGAGAAUGCCAUGUAAAUCAUAUAAGAAAGAUGCCAGCUAGCUUCAGUUGGGAUUGGGGACCAGCUUUUCCUUCAGUAGGUAUUUGGAAGGAUGUUGAGCUAAAACCUGUACAAAAUAUUUUAAUUUCAGAAAUUACUACUGAUGUAGUGAAGAAAAAUAAUUUAUUUGAAGUUGUUGUUACAGUAUAUUUUCAAAUGUUUGGAGAGAACAUAACAGAUAUCAGUGAAACAAUCCAUGUGAAAUGUACACUAGAUGAAAAAUAUUCAAAUGGUAGUUACUUUAACAAUCUUAAAUUUAUUAAUAAUCACGCCAAAGCAAUUGUGUUGCUGAAUAUACCUAUUAAUAAAGUAAAACUUUGGUGGCCAAAUGGUUAUGGUGAGCCAAAAUUAUACUCAUUACAAGUAAAAGUAAUAAAUGGUAUAGAUGUAGUUGAAAAAAAAAUGAAAAUUGGAUUCAGAACUGUUGAAUUGAUACAGGAUCCAUUAGAAAAAGGACUUAGUUUUUAUUUCAAGGUGAAUGGAAUUUCUGUAUUUGCAAAAGGGAGCAACUGGAUUCCUUCAAGUGUAUUUCCAGAAAAAUUAGUUGAUAAAAAAACUGUAGAAUAUUUGCUCAAAUCUACUAAGGAUACUCAUAUGAACAUGUUAAGAGUAUGGGGUGGAGGCGUUUAUGAAUCAGAUCUUUUUUAUGAUCUUGCUGAUGAAUAUGGUAUUAUGAUCUGGCAAGAUUUUAUGUUUGCUUGCAAUAUGUACCCAACAAAUGAGUCAUUUCUUGACAGUGUCAAAGAAGAAGUGACUCAGAAUAUGAUAAGAUUGAAACAUCACCCAAGUAUUGUACUUUGGGCUGGUAACAAUGAAAAUGAAGCUGCGCUUUAUGGAGACUGGUAUGGUACUGGGGAAGCACAGGUCUACAGAGAUGAUUAUGUUAAACUUUAUGUUAAUACUAUUAAAAGUGAAGCAGUUGUUAUUGACACCACAAGGCCAUUUGUAGUGUCUAGUCCUAGCAAUGGUUUGUACAGUGAACAACAAAAUUAUACUGGAUCGAAUCCUUAUUCUAACUUAUAUGGAGAUGUUCAUUAUUACAACUACUUGAAAAAUGGUUGGGACAUAAAUCAGUAUCCAAUUACAAGAUUUGCAUCUGAAUAUGGGUUCCAAGGGUUACCUUCUAUAUGGACUUUGAUGUCUGCUACCAAAAAUGCGAGCGAUCUCGCGUUGAACAGCACUUUCAUGAAACACCGUCAACAUCUACCUCUAGGAUAUAAUUUUAUGAAGUUACUGAUUUCUAAAAAUUUCAACAUUCCAAAAAGUGACAAUCAAUUGAAAGACAUUAUAGACUAUAUUUACCUGAGUCAAGUAACACAGGCAGUUUCAAUGAGGAUACAAACUGAAUCAUAUCGUCAAAUGAAGAGUUUGUUUAAUAAUAUAGGAGAGGGUAUGACUAUGGGUGCUUUGUACUGGCAACUCAAUGAUGUUUGGCAAGCUCCGUCAUGGUCGUCAAUUGAUUUUGAGGGACGUUGGAAAAUGUUACAUUACUAUGUCAAAGAUUUUUUCUCACCUGUUAUUGUCACACCGCGGUUAACGCAAGCUAACGAACUGAUGAUAUACGUAGUUUCCGAUCUGCUUCAUGAACUUACAAAUUUGAGCAUUGAUGUUGUUGUAUACGAAUGGAAGAAUUCUAAAUCAAUUCUUACUACUCAACUUACUAAUAUUACAGUGGGACCUAAUGAAUCGCGGCUCAUUGCGCAAAAGUGGAUUGAUGUUUUCUUAGAAAGAGCAGGGUGUGGAACUUUAGCAACUGCAAAAGAAAAUUGUAUGAUUGAAUUAAUUUUGAAAGACGAAAAUGAUAAAAAAAUAGCUCCAACAAAUUACGUUUAUCCACAUCCGUUAAAAAAAGUUUCUUUGCCAAAGGAUUCUGUUAUGGUCAAAGUUAAGCCCAAAUCUAAUGAAUUAUUAAAAAAUCAAAUAUUUGAAAUUCAAAUCGUAUCAACUAAAAUAGCAUUGUUUGUUUGGCUGGAAGUAGGGAACAUUGCUGGUCAAUUUUCUGAAAAUGGUUUUCAUAUUUUACGUGGAAAGAAAAUAAUUACAUUCGAAGCUCAAGAGUCCACGACAUUACAAAAUAUAAUAAAAAACUUAAUGAUAACAUCUCUUUCACGCAUUUACGAUUCUAAUCAAAGAUAUGCCGAUAUACAAAUUGUAGUUGAUCAACUGGAUAAACGUAAUAAAUUUUAAUUUUUUUCAUGUGGAUAUUAAUAAACAUAGCUAUCUAACCUUUAUUGCGGAGGAAAGUACAUAUCAUAAUGAAGGUAGACUUCGAAUAUUAUUAAUAUCAGAAGAAUGGUGACCAACGCAGCGCCAACAGUAUAUGUUAUAUCACUUAUCAUUUUUAUGUUAAAUAAAAAUAUAAAUGCCAAAACAUGUUUUAAGUAAAUUUAUUUGACGUUAGCGAUC
Phymastichus coffea is the source of this 2966-nucleotide messenger RNA. RefSeq names its product beta-mannosidase (gene beta-Man). Gene Ontology annotation, biological process: carbohydrate metabolic process; glycoprotein catabolic process. The transcript is spliced from 10 exons. Gene Ontology annotation, molecular function: beta-mannosidase activity. The record is from RefSeq and is a predicted model, not a curated record. The coding region runs from base 3 to 2747 and encodes 914 amino acids. Lineage: Eukaryota; Metazoa; Arthropoda; Insecta; Hymenoptera; Eulophidae.